GUCGCACCAGCAGCCUGGAACCUGUACAACAUGUUCAGUCUGGUCAAGCUGCCUCCCGUCUUCAAUGCACACCAAGUGCCUAAAGCCUUCCAGGAGGACUCUAUUAUCUCUGGGUAUCGUCACCCUCGCAGCUCCGCUACUGACUGCAUCCUCAGCCUGUUCCAGCUCACUAACGAGACCCUCAAUGUCUGGACGCACUUUUUACCCACAUGGUAUUUUCUGUACAAGUUGGUGACGGUGAUCUUUCUACAGGAUGUGUGGACCGAUUCAUACACAUGGCCACUUCUGGUCUACCUGGUGUCCUGCUGCGUGUACCCGUUGGCAUCCAGCUGUGCUCACACGUUCAGCACCAUGUCCACACGUUCCCGCCACAUCUGCUACUUUUUUGACUAUGGAGCGCUCAGUCUAUACAGUUUGGGUUCUGCUAUUGCCUACUCUGCAUACAUCGUUCCAGAUGCAUGGGUGAACAGUAAUUUCCACAAGUAUUAUGUUCCUGUGGCGGUACUCAACACUGUGAUCUCCACUGCCACGGCCUGUUAUUCCAGGCUUGGCUUCUUACUACACUCUAACCAUGACAGUGUGAACAGAUUUGCCGAAAACAAGAGACCCAGAUUGGGCAAAGUGCUGCGUGUUUUGGCCUUUACUUACCCCUACCUGUUUGACAACAUUCCUCUCUUUUAUAGGAUCUUCUUCUGUGUGGGAGAAGGCUGCACUGCAAAUGAAGUAAACCCUUUCCACGUACACCACAUCAUCCUGGCUUUCCUCACAGGCUUUCUGUUCGCCACACAUCUGCCCGAGAGGCUGGCACCUGGACGUUUUGACCUCAUAGGCCACAGCCACCAGCUGUUCCAUGUGUGUGGGAUCACUGCUACACACUUCCAAAUGCAGGCCUUAGAGAUGGACAUGACUCUGAGACGGAAGUGGCUGCAUGUCAACGCUCCUGCCGUUACCUUCGGAGGGACCCUGGGAGCCUCCAUGGUGUCCAUUAUGAUUGGCCUGGGAAUCAUCUACUACUUUAGUUAUCCUCUUUUUUACAGAUAUGUUGUGCAACAAUCAGGCAGGAAAGGGUCGGGUAAAGUGAAGAAGAACUGAAGGCACUAACGAGAGCUCACCGAGUCCUCACUAGAAGUUUGGAACUGAUCGAAUGGAUGGUUUAUUCAAAAAAGAACAAUUUUGUUUUAAAGCACAAGACAAUGCUAAAAAGGGUUGAGUCAUUUCGGUCCGAUCUUGUGUUUUAGGAUUGCACAUAGACUAGAAAGAGAGACUACAGUAUGUUAAAACAUUGGAGUCUUCCUUUAGUCAGGUUGUAAUAUUGGAAAUGUAUUAGAAUUAUGCACUGUGUGCGUGUGAGAGUGUGUAUGUGAGAGUGUGCAUGUGAGAGCAUAUGAGUGAGUGUGAGAGUGUAUGUGUAUGUCUGUAUUUAUACAUAUUUUUAGAGGUAUAUGAUUGUAUGUUUCUGCUGAUCCCAAGCCUUGAUGCUGCACACCUUAUUUGUGAAUUGCACUUAGAAUUCAUGAAGUACAAGCAAUCUCAGGAGGUCUAAAUAAGUAAGAGAUGUGUGUGUGUGUUAAUGUGUAUGGAUAUACAUGUUCAAAUAUUUGAGUAUGUAUUUCCCAGUUUUUACAGUGGUGCUGCAUUACACUCCGGUCACAAUUCAGCUGAUGUUACUGUCUUCAUGAUCCGAUUUAAUUCAAUCCUCAGGGUAUUUUUGAACAAAAACACAUUUCUACUUGACAAUGGCACUGUGCACAAAUAAAGCUACCCCAAGACAUUAUUUGAUGAGUUUGUUGUGGAAGAACUUGAAUGGCUUUCACAGAGCCCUGACCUUAACCCCACUGAACAGCUUUAUUAAAUAAGGAAUAAAAUGCCCUACAAACUCUUAUGGUAAACCUUUACAGAAGAGCGAAGGUUAUUAUAAAAGCAAAGAGGGUGAAAUCUGGAAUGAGGUGUUUAACAC
Molecule: messenger RNA, 1957 nt
Organism: Clarias gariepinus (North African catfish)
Lineage: Eukaryota; Metazoa; Chordata; Actinopteri; Siluriformes; Clariidae
Gene: paqr5b
Product: progestin and adipoQ receptor family member Vb
Exons: 8
Coding region: 31-1092 (353 amino acids)
Cellular component (GO): membrane
Molecular function (GO): signaling receptor activity
Source: RefSeq, a predicted model, not a curated record